This is a messenger RNA of Pelagomonas calceolata, 2284 nucleotides long. Lineage: Eukaryota; Pelagophyceae; Pelagomonadales; Pelagomonadaceae. The record is from the annotation of a GenBank genome assembly.
CAAAAGCCGGCAGCGCCGCCGUACGCCGUGACAAGCGGCAACGGGCGCACGCGGUCGACGCCUCGUCGUCUGCGAAGCCGCCGAGCGGCCGGGGGCAGCCGCCGCGCCCGCCGUCGACGCCUCAUCGAGCAGCCGACGGCAAACAGCCCGCCACCGCCCAAGCGCGCAGCGCAGCGCACGCUCCCGACGCGUCGUCAAAGGGGUGACCACCACCAUGGCCUCCAUGCUCCGCGCGAAGCAGAAGCGCCAGGCCCAAUUACAAAAAGAACAAGACGACGUCGUCAAGGCCGCCGUCGUGGACCUCAAGGGCCACUGCCACCUCCCGACCAUCCAAGAUAAAAAUGUUGUGCCCUCGAACCGAUUGCUGGGACGAGUCUACCGGAGGAAGCUCCACGAGGUGGUUUGUAGAAAGGACAUGUUUCGCAUCUGGAACGCGCUGGGUACGAGCAUCGCGUCGACGAUGCUGCAGGGCAAGGGUGUUAGGUUUGACGGCGUGUUGGAUCUGACGUUCGACAUCGAGGGGCAGCCCAUGUACAAGCUCGAGAAGGACCAGAACGUGAUCCUGAAGACGUUUGGUUCGGGUCAUCACGCGCUGUGGCGCGCGGCGCACGAUUUCCUACCUGGCGACGGCGCGCCCGUGCUAGCGACCUUGCCUCUCGAAAGUGUAGCCCAAUCACUCAAUAGAAGACGGGAGGAACGUCGCAAGAAGAGACUCAGCGCGGGCGUGACGACGGACACGCUACAGUUGUCAAGACAUGGGAUGGGGGGAUUUGAACGGACCUCGUCCACCUUUGGCUCAGAUACGAUGUCAGGUACAUUGAAUCCGCCCAAAAAACAAUUUGUGGUCAAAGCGCGAGAUCAUGUCAAGGACUUGGACCGGGAAGUGGUACUAUAUGUGGUCAAAUCGAUCAUGGCCGAGUUCAUCCUCGCGUGCCGGGGGCCCGCGAAGGCCGUGGCGCUGACGCUGGAGCGGGUCGGGGAAUUUGUGUAUACGAGCCCCGAGGUCGAGGCGCCCCCCGGGACGACGCUCCCCGACGAGGAUUCGCGUACCGUCGUCGUGCGCCACGAGGGGGGCAAGGUGAUCACGUCCGUCAAGAGCGAGGGGCUCGGAGCGCGAGGCUUUCUAGCCGUGAGAUUCCGGAGGGACUUCAUCCAGUUAUUACGAGAGCAGCACGCCGCGACGGUGAUACGACGACCCAUUAGUCGGUGGAGCGAGGCGCGGCGGCACGAUAAGGUGACUGUACGUGAAUUCUUAGACCCCACGGUCAUCAUCCCCGGGAAGUUACUGGAAGCGCCGGGCUUCGAGGGCGAAAAGGGACCCUCGGAGGACGCGACGGCCACGCUCACGAAAAUCCGCGAGGCCCUCGUGGCGAGGCAGAACAACCCUUACGCGUUGCACUACUUCGUGAAGCAACUGUCGACGAUCGACGACGACGGGGCCUGGGAUCCCGUCGAGAACAAGUACGAGGUGUCGCUCGACGCGGACGAGCUCCGGUGGGGCCUGCGCGAAUUCGGAGUCGAGGUCGAGCUCGAGGAGUGCCUGGCCGUGGUGGCCAUGUUCGACGCCGACGGGGGCGGGACGCUAUCGGCCAAAGAGCUGAUGGUUGGACUACGAGACAAGGAGAUGUCGUCCCUGCGGAAAGCUCGAGUCGAGAAGAAGUGGGCGCAAUUGAGGAGAGAGUGCGGUGUCAUUGACGAGGACGAAGACAUUCCCGUAUCAAAAUUGAAAAAACGGUUCAACCCCCACGGCGACCAGCGCGUCAAAGAGGGAAAUGCCGAGUGGCCGCCUAGGGAUGUGAUGAACGCCUUCUUCGCAGUGUUGGACGAUGAGGGCGACGGGACGGUAAGCCGGUCGGAGUUCUUCGAGCUCUACGAGAACUGCUCGGCGGCGGUCCCUUCAGAUAAAGAUUUUCUGAAGACCUUGGACGAGUACUGGCACCGGCCGCCGUCGUUCAAGAGCGUGGCGCAGGCGGCGCGGGCCGUGUCUCGUUCGUCACGCGUCCAUGCGAAGCCUGUGAAUGACCUUGAGAGGAAGCUGGACCGGGUGCUGGACGGCGCGCUCGGGAUGACUGUUGAUGAGGGGACGCUGGACGCGGUGUUAGAUGAAGGCGUUCACAGGAAGGAGAACGCGCGGCCGUUUUCUCAUCAUCAGAAUCGGGCUCCUGCGUCUCCCGAGCCGGACGUGGAGACGGACUGGAUGAGUCCCGAGCCCGUCGCGAAGCGGGCGCCGCCGCUGCGGUCGGGGCGGUGACUUGCUUCGCUGCGUAAUACGUAUGGCGUCUAG